This is a messenger RNA of Eupeodes corollae, 541 nucleotides long. RefSeq names its product protein spaetzle-like. The record is from RefSeq and is a predicted model, not a curated record. Gene Ontology annotation, cellular component: extracellular region. NCBI's taxonomy places the organism in Eukaryota, Metazoa, Arthropoda, Insecta, Diptera, Syrphidae. Gene Ontology annotation, molecular function: Toll binding; growth factor activity. Bases 100 to 507 code for a protein of 135 amino acids. Gene Ontology annotation, biological process: innate immune response; central nervous system formation; regulation of Toll signaling pathway. The transcript has 3 exons.
GAAGUAUAUUCUUUCAAUUGUGUUAUGUGCCGCAGAUAUUUCUCUUAAAAACACAGUUUGACAACGAGUAUCCAUCAGAUAUAUUUCCUGAGCCAUAAAAUGUUUUCGAUAAGACAGAUAACAGUUCUGCUUAUUAUUUUUUGUGUAACGAAGCCAUCACAUCUUCAACGUAAAGGUACACCCCCAGUCCCAGUUUUUCCUGAAUAUGAAUCUUUUUGUCAGAGCUUUCGAAGGCUUGUAUACCCUAAGGCAGCAGAAUCAAUAGAUGGGAGGUGGAAGCUUAUCGUUAACCACCCGAACUUCACUCAAGCUAUGGAAAUAGAAGAAUGCAUAAAUCUCGAAGCAGAAUGCAUGUUUCCUGAUAGUUUUCCAGCUGGAUCUAAGACAAUGUGCAGACAAUGUUAUCACUACCGAGAGUUAUUGUCAUAUUCGCCAGAGAAAAAAAUUGUUACAGAUCGCUUCAAAUUUCCAUCAUGCUGUAAAUGUACUUUUACGCUACCCAAAUAAACAAAUAAUUUUAUUAAAUUUAAUUUGAAACAUA